This is a messenger RNA of Penicillium subrubescens, 2526 nucleotides long. RefSeq names its product DUF323 domain protein. The transcript is spliced from 7 exons. The coding region runs from base 1 to 2526 and encodes 841 amino acids. Lineage: Eukaryota; Fungi; Ascomycota; Eurotiomycetes; Eurotiales; Aspergillaceae. The record is from RefSeq and is a predicted model, not a curated record.
AUGUCUCCAACAGCACUAAAGAACGUGGACACGGUCGAGAUUGUCGACAUCCACCAGGAUGACUUGGAGUUCUCCCUCGUGGAUGACCUAUACAAGAGUCUAAACCCAGCAGAGGGUACACCCCGAUCAUUCCCCACGCUCCUCCUCUACGACACCAAAGGACUCAAGCUAUUCGAAAAGAUCACCUACCUAGACGAAUACUACCUCACAAAUGCGGAGAUUGAGAUCUUGACGACACACGCAAGAAGGAUUGUCGAGCGGAUACCACAGAAUGCACAGCUGGUGGAGCUUGGUAGUGGAAAUUUGCGCAAGAUCGAGAUUCUUCUGCGGGAGUGUGAACGGGUGGAAAAGCAGGUGGAUUACUAUGCAUUGGAUCUAUCACUGGUGGAACUACAACGGACCUUUUCCGAGAUCUCCCCAGAAGGCUUCACCUACGUUGGGCUCCAUGGUCUUCAUGGAACCUACGAUGAUGCUCUUUUGUGGCUGAAGAACCCAGAGAACCGCACCAGACCAACGGUGGUUCUAUCUAUGGGAUCCUCUCUGGGGAACUUUGAUCGCGCCUCAGCCGCGAAUUUCUUGGGUGGCUUUUCCCAAGCCUUGGGUCCAUCGGAUUUCCUGCUUAUUGGGUUGGAUGCUUGUAAGACCCCGGAGAAGGUUUACAAAGCUUACAACGAUUCCCAAGGUGUGACUCAACAGUUCUAUGAAAACGGGCUGGCGCAUGCCAAUUCCGUGCUCGGCUUUGAGGCGUUCAAGCCUAACGAUUGGGAAAUAAUUACUGGUUACGAUAAGAAGAAUGGGCGACACCAAGCAUUCUACGCGCCUAAGGUUCAUGUGACUAUCAAUGAUAUUCAGAUCCCUAAGGGAGAAAAGCUUAUCUUCGAGGAGGCGUAUAAAUAUGGCGCUGAUGAGCGGGAGGAACUUUGCCGCAAUGCAGGAUUAAUAUCCCAGGUUGUGUUCGGAAACUCAACAGAUGACUACCAUAUUCACCUGCUUUCCCCGUCCUCCUUGGAUAUUCCAUUACAACCAUUUCAAUAUGCGUCUCAUCCAGUUCCGACUCUUGAAGACUUCCAGUCGCUCUGGACAGUAUGGGAUGUCGUGACCAAAACAAUGAUUCCCCGAGAGGAGCUCCUUUCGAAGCCUAUCAAGCUCCGGAAUGCAUUGAUCUUCUACCUUGGUCACAUUCCUACCUUUUUGGACAUCCAUUUGACGCGAGCCUUGCGUGGAAAGCCCACCGAUCCUAAAUACUACAAGCAGAUCUUCGAGCGUGGUAUCGAUCCUGAUGUCGAGAACCCAGAACACUGCCAUGCUCACAGUGAGAUCCCGGACGAGUGGCCAGCUCUUGAUGAGAUCCUGGACUACUCGGAACGGGUCCGGAACAGAACACGAUCUGUUCUUGAGGAAGGAUCUGCCCUCCACGACCGGUGCCUCGGCGAGGCGCUCUGGAUUGGCUUUGAGCACGAGGCAAUGCAUCUCGAGACCUUCCUCUACAUGCUGCUCCAAAGUGAAAAGACGCUCCCUCCAGUCGGUGUGGAUAUUCCAGACUUUGCGAAGUUGGCACACCUUGCAAAGCAAAAUGAGAAGCCAAACAAGUGGUUCAAGAUUCCCCAACAAUCAUUCACGAUUGGCUUGGAUGACACAGACGCCAACGCUCUGCCCAAGGAUUCCUUCGGGUGGGAUAAUGAGAAGCCUCACCGAUCCGUUCAGGUACAAGCAUUCGAAGCCCAGGCCCGGCCAGUCACCAAUGGAGAAUAUGUGAAGUAUCUGCAAGCAAAUCGUCUGCGAGAAUUGCCAGCGUCUUGGACGCUCGUCCACUCUAACCAGGAUUACCCAAUUUCAAAGGGAAUUACCGAGUCCAGUCCUAGUGCUACUGAAGACUUCAUGAACAACUUCGCUGUUCGGACUGUUUUCGGAUUAUUAUCUUUGGAUCUUGCACAAGAUUGGCCAGUCAUAGCUUCAUACGAUGAGCUAGCUAGCUAUGCUAAGUGGGCAGGGUGCCGAAUCCCUACUUACAAAGAGGUCCGCAGCAUUUAUCUAUACGCCGAGCAGCUUCGAGGAGCACACGCACACCAGACUACCAAUGGCCACAGUAACGGAGUGAAUGGAUCUUCUAACGGAGUGAAUGGCACGUCCAACGGAGUCAAGCAUGCGAUUAAUGGUUCAGCGAGGACUUCCUCUCAAGCAAAUUCGCAGGUAUUCCGUGCACUCGACGGCUGCAAUGUUGGUUUCCAGAACUGGCACCCUGUCCCGGUCACACCAAACGGUGACAAGCUCGCCGGACAAGGCGAUCUAGGCGGUGUUUGGGAGUGGACCAGCACACCUCUUACAGCCCACGAGGGCUUCAAAGCCAUGGAAAUUUACCCUGGUUACACCUCGGACUUUUUCGAUGGAAAGCAUAAUAUCAUUCAAGGAGGAUCGUGGGCGACGAUGCCCCGGAUUGCGGGACGGACUACCUUUGUGAACUGGUACCAACAUAAUUACUUGUACGCCUGGGCAGGCGCGCGGUUGGUGCGGGAUGUGCCUGUGUAA